This is a messenger RNA of Cinara cedri, 1856 nucleotides long. NCBI's taxonomy places the organism in Eukaryota, Metazoa, Arthropoda, Insecta, Hemiptera, Aphididae. The record is from the annotation of a GenBank genome assembly.
AUGAUAAAAGCAUUGCGUUCCGGUUUAUCGAAAAACCCGUUCGGAAAGUGUAACCGAAGUUUAUGGCAGUGGAUCGAAGAUUCGUUCAACGUGCAAGUGUUUUGUUUUUUUUUUUUUUGUUAUUAUGAUUUAAUUAACUUAGUUUUAUACGGAGUGAUUCUUUUAUCACGAACGAGCGAUUUUCUCGGUGGUUUUUAAGUGAAUUUCAUUUCUUUUUUUUAAUCAUUGUUGAAUCGAUUGAGUUUCAGUUAAACACUAUUUCCAAUUUUACCCAUACUCCUUAUACCUGAAAUGAGUAUCCACUUUGGUUUUUAAAUAAAAAUCACUCCCUCUCACUACUUCAAUGGCUGAUUCAAAUAGUAGAGAAUAUUUUUGUAGAAAUUUCGAUACGUAUAACACCUAUCAGAUUUACCGUUUUUUUUUUUUUUUAAGUUUUUGAAAUAGUACGUUUUCCUACGUUUUAUCCCACUUGAGUGCUUUUAUCUAGAAAAUGACCUUUAAAAUAUAAUCUAGACAAUUUGCGUUCAAAAAAAGUCUACACUAAAAAACAGCGAACUCUCUUGCAGGGAAACCGUAGAUACGUCCAGGAGGGCAUUCAAAUAUUUAAAUAAAAUAUAUCCGUUUUAUAUUGAAUCAUUAGAUGUUUUUUUUUUUUUUCGUAUUUCCCCAAGUAGAGACUAUUGCACUGUAUCGUGUCUUCAGUGGUUGAACGUUGAACAUUUCAUGAAAUAUUUCUUUAUUCUUAGAUUCUAAACGUAGCGAGUGAAAAAUUUUUAAAUUUUAAUGAUUCGAUUAUUGAACAGUCUUCUGAUGAAUAAUAGAUCACAUUGAAAAUAUAUGAUUUUUGUUCCGGGGGUUUUUUUUUUUUAUGAAAUUUAAAACAAUUAGAUAAUAUUUUUUGAUGUAAGUUGAGUACAUAAUUAGGAAAAAAUAACUAAUAUUAACAAUAGUUGAUUUUGAUCAAGGGUGCUUUGACAAAUUUACAUUAAAUUUAUGGGAUCCCGUUACAAAAACGUUUGAGGAACACUGCUGUAUAUUGUUACUAAAGUAGUAACAACCGUGUAAAUCAGAUAUUUUAUUCCGUGUGUAAUUCUGUUAUAAAAUUAUAGGUACGACGACGACCGUAUCAAAGAAAUCGGUCCUAACAUGGCGUGCGCCGAAUGGUUAAUGAAAAACGGCGCCCAAGUCCGUUGGAAAGGUUGUAAAGAGUUCGUAAGUCAUUACGAUUGCUUGCCGCAUACGCAAUGCGGUUUCCUCGAACAGUUCAAAAUCGAACAAGUGUACGCCGGAAGAGAGGCUUCUAUAUCGCAUGUAGGGUUCCGUCAUUUCCGUACGUAUCUUUACUAAUCGCCCGGUCAAAACAUUAUUGUUAUAAAAAUCUCCAUUUCAUCUUCUCGCGAAAAAAAAUAACGAAUUUUCUAUAACGUAUACGAUUGUUUUGAAAUUGUACAGAAGACUGUACCGAAAUUUCCGACGUCUCGUUUGUCCAGUGCAAUACGAUUACUAACGAAGCGUUAAACGAACUUUUGAUCUUAAGAUCCAAUUUGAAACGUUUAGAAAUCGACGGUUGUGUCAACGUUACCCGAGAAGGAAUACUGAAAUUGCAACAUCUACAGUAAGACCUAUAAGAAUAUUAACGAAUGAAUUUUCGUUCCGGUAAAAUCGACAACGCACGUCUAAUGAAUUGUUUGUUUUUUAUUUUUUUUUUUUUUUUUAUUUUGCAAAUUGAUUAUAGCUCAUUAAAGCUAUUGGAAUUGAAAAAUUUAAGAAUCAAUAACGACUCCGAACUUAUCUAUAGCUUGGAGAACAAAAUGCCAAACUGUGAAAUACAUUAUGCGAGCAAAUCGCACGAAUGA